AACCAGAUAGUCAAAGACUCAGCCUAGUCCUACUCAGGUCGGGUUUCUGUGAAAAUUUUGUUUGUUCAGGUUGGAAACUUAAGCAACACGAAAUAUUGGUUUGGGAUUAAGGGGCGAGUUUGGAAUGAUUUUGAAGAGUGUGGUCUUAAGUGAAAGAAGCACGAAUUGAGCAUCUCGGAGUUUGAGCAUCAGAUAUUCCUUUUAAGCUAAGAUGGACAAGAUGAAGAUAGAAGAGGUUCAAUCAACCUCUAAGAAGCAACGGGUAGCCACUCACACUCACAUUAAAGGACUUGGUCUUGAGGCAUCAGGCAAGGCAUUGCCACUAGCUUCAGGUUUUGUGGGUCAAUCAGAAGCAAGAGAAGCAGCAGGGCUAGUUAUUGAUAUGAUACGACAGAAGAAAAUGGCUGGCCGAGCACUUCUUCUAGCUGGACCUCCUGGUACUGGAAAGACUGCACUUGCACUUGGAAUAUCACAGGAGCUAGGAAGCAAGGUUCCCUUUUGUCCAAUGGUUGGGUCUGAAGUAUACUCAUCCGAAGUGAAGAAAACCGAGGUUUUGAUGGAAAAUUUCAGACGAUCUAUUGGUCUACGUAUCAAGGAGAAGAAAGAGGUCUAUGAGGGAGAGGUGACUGAACUUUCACCAGAAGAAACAGAGAGCAUGACUGGUGGCUAUGGUAAAAGCAUAAACCAUGUUAUCAUUGGUUUAAAGACUAUUAAAGGAACAAAGCAAUUAAAAUUGGAUCCGACCAUCUAUGAUGCCUUAAUUAAAGAGAAGGUAGCUGUUGGUGAUGUUAUAUAUAUAGAAGCAAAUAGUGGAGCUGUGAAAAGGGUGGGUAGAAGUGAUGCUUUUGCUACAGAGUUUGAUCUUGAAGCUGAAGAAUAUGUUCCACUUCCUAAAGGGGAAGUUCACAAGAGGAAAGAAAUAGUCCAGGAUGUGACUCUACAUGAUCUAGAUGCUGCCAAUGCUCGGCCUCAAGGUGGACAAGAUAUACUAUCUCUAAUGGGUCAGAUGAUGAAGCCAAGGAAGACGGAAAUCACAGACAAGUUGCGGCAAGAAGUAAAUAAGGUGGUUAACCGAUAUAUUGACGAAGGUAUAGCAGAACUUGUCCCGGGAGUUCUAUUCGUUGAUGAGGUGCAUAUGCUGGAUAUGGAGUGCUUUUCGUACUUAAAUCGAGCUUUAGAGAGCUCACUCUCCCCGAUAGUGAUCUUUGCUACAAACAGAGGAAUCUGCAAUGUGCGAGGGACUGAUAUGAAUAGCCCUCAUGGAAUACCUGUCGACUUGUUAGACCGAUUGGUGAUCAUCCGAACACAAACGUAUGGCCCUGCUGGGAUGAUUCAGAUAUUAGCCAUUCGGGCACAGGUGGAAGAAUUGGUUGUAGAUGAAGAAAGUUUAGCUUUCCUUGGGGAGAUUGGCCAGAGAACAUCUUUAAGACAUGCGGUUCAGUUGCUAUCGCCUGCUAGCAUCGUGGCGAAAAUGAAUGGUCGUGAAAGCAUAUGCAAGGGAGAUCUCAAAGAAGUUUGUGCGCUCUAUCUGGACGCCAAGUCUUCGGCAAGGCUUCUUCAAGAACAGCAAGAAAAGUACAUUUCUUGAUUUGUUUCGAUGUGGGACUCCAUUUUUAACCAUUUCCCACCCAUACUUCAUUUACAGGCUUUCUUUCUUUCAA
Molecule: messenger RNA, 1661 nt
Organism: Cucurbita moschata (crookneck pumpkin)
Lineage: Eukaryota; Viridiplantae; Streptophyta; Magnoliopsida; Cucurbitales; Cucurbitaceae
Product: ruvB-like protein 1
Exons: 13
Coding region: 212-1588 (458 amino acids)
Biological process (GO): box C/D snoRNP assembly; regulation of transcription by RNA polymerase II; chromatin remodeling
Cellular component (GO): Swr1 complex; R2TP complex; Ino80 complex
Molecular function (GO): ATP hydrolysis activity; ATP binding; DNA helicase activity
Source: RefSeq, a predicted model, not a curated record